Molecule: messenger RNA, 1041 nt
Organism: Heterobasidion irregulare TC 32-1
Lineage: Eukaryota; Fungi; Basidiomycota; Agaricomycetes; Russulales; Bondarzewiaceae
Exons: 5
Coding region: 1-1041 (346 amino acids)
Source: RefSeq, a predicted model, not a curated record
AUGAACGUCCUGUUUUCAGUAGCGCGUCCGUCAAUUCGCACAGCGGCUCUGCGUCGCGCACCCCUCACAUUGAGGUCACCUUACACCCGCCUUGCGCCCCUGAUGCCAACGCCACGGCCCCCAACGUCCCGCAUUCUUCGUCUAGCCACUGCGCUGCAACAAACUCGUUCGGUCGCAUCAUCCGUAUCUGGACGACCAGGUUCACAGACUAUUGAGCAAGCGGCGCUAAACGUUCGCGAGGAGGUCGGCAACUCGACCACAGACUGGGCAAAGACGAUUGCGGGCGGCAAUUUACCAGUCGACAGCAUGAAGUCCACAAGAGAGACGUUUUUAGGAAUCACGAGCGCGGUUGCACACGCUGUCCCGAUGCCGUACAUCGUGACGGGUUUGGCUGGCGGUUUGCCAUACAUCGUAGCGUCCGCAGCGACGAUGUACCUCUCACACCAAGCCGGUCUCGCAACUGCAGGGAUCCUCACGGGACUUGAUCCCGGUGUCGCAUUGACCAUUCUUGAUCGUGCGCUGAGCAUUCAGGUGACGUAUGGCGCCGUUAUGCUGUCCUUCCUCGGGGCGCUACACUGGGGUAUGGAGUUUGCUGGAUACGGUGGACACAAGGGAUACAAGCGUCUCGCGCUCGGCAUGGCCCCUGUCCUAUAUGCAUGGCCAACCCUCGCGCUUGACCCAACCUUUGCCCUCAUUGCACAAUGGGUCGGCUUCACAGGGCUCUGGUGGGCAGAUCUUCAUGCUACAACUGCUGGUUGGACCCCGGCAUGGUAUUCGCAAUACCGUUUCUACUUAUCGAUCCUCGUCGGCACAUGUAUCAUCACCACCCUAGGCAGCAUUUCGUACUGGGGGCCUGUCGCCGGGCAUGGCCUGCUGACGCACGACCUCGAGCUCAUUCGCUCUCAACGCGUGCACGGGAAGCCCGGAGGUGAAGGCGUAGUGCCAGGCGAGGUUGAAGCGGUGAGCACUGGGGAGGCGGGAGACAGCUAUGUUCUGAUUCGGAAGAAGCACCAUGAAUCACCGGAGGGAGAGCAGAAGUGA